AUGAGCCAAGAUUAUUUCUCGAAGAAGGGCAAGGCCCCUAUGGACCAGGAGGUCGAGAAAGACGAUUCCGACACGCCGUACCAGCCGGUGCCGUCAUCGAGCAGGCCACCGCAGUUCAUGACUGUUGGAUCUGGCUCCACCUCAGCACAUGCAGCGCAUCUUCAGUCCCUGCUUGAGAACGACUCGGGCUAUGGCGGUAGCAUUGCUGAUGGCGAUACGAUGACCUCCUCUGUCGACCGCCACAUCCCGACUCCUGCUAAUGGUCAGCUCUCCGAAGUUGACCGUCGCAGCCAGGCCGGCGCUAUCCACCAGCUGUGGUAUAAUGCACACAGAGUGACGCUGGGUCGCUCGAUCAACAAGGUCAUCGAGCUUUUGAAGGAGUUGCAGGAGAUGAACGUCUCCUGGCCCGCGCACUACCCUUCAGUCCAGCGAACCGAGGGAUCGCGGCCUGCCCCUUCGCAUACAUACUCGGCAGUUGGCGAAGCUCCCGCGUCUGCCUCCUCGGUUCCCUCCUCCCCGACCGCUCCCCCGGCAAUACGUCGAUCCUUCACAUCAGUCGAAGCCCGUAACGAUGCCGAGUCGAGCAAGGCCCAGGAGCGUCGCGCACCUGAGGAGCCACGGCUAGUCACCCCCCAGAUCGCCCAGGACUUCUCGAUUCUCAAGCUUGAUCUCAAGCUAGGCUCGCUGCAUCAAGCGGAGCUUGUUCAUUCCUUGGAGAAGGGCUCCAUCGCCUCGCUUUUGGAUGGCAAGAUCAGCUCUAGCAUUCGACACCUGCUCAACCUCCGCGAACGAAUUGAAGAUACCUCUAGCAAGGUGCUCGUCACUGGUGACCUUAACGCCGGCAAAUCGACAUUUUGCAACGCUCUGCUACGCAGAAAGGUCUUGCCAGAAGACCAGCAGCCCUGCACGGCGAUCUUUUGCGAGGUUCUGGACGCGAGGGAGAAUGGGGGGCUUGAGGAGGUGCAUGCAGUUCACAGAGACGCGACCUACGACCGACACAACGAGAGCACCUACGACGUCUACAAGCUGGCACAGCUGGAGGAGCUUGUUGUCGACAAUGAGAAGUACACCCAAUGCAAGGUUUAUGUCAAGGACGUCCGGACCAUUGACGAAUCACUACUCAACAAUGGUGUGGUCGACAUCGCCUUGAUCGAUGCGCCUGGCUUGAAUUCCGACACGACAAAGACAACGGCCGUAUUUGCCCGCCAGGAGGAGAUUGACGUGGUCGUUUUUGUAGUUUCGGCUGCCAACCACUUUACCAUGACUGCUAAGGAGUUCAUCUGGGCUGCCGCUGCGGAGAAGGCAUACCUCUUCAUCGUGGUGAAUGGUUUCGACAACAUCAGAGACAAGAAGAGAUGCGAGAAGAUGAUUCUCGACCAAGUCCAGGGCCUCAGCCCGAGGACGCACAAGGAGUCUUCAGAGCUGGUUCACUUCGUUUCGAGUAACGCUGUUCCUACUGCUCCGGCGCCACCGGGUGGCCCCUCAGGCGGCGGUAGCGGCAGCUCAAGCGGCGGAGGCGGUGGCGACGAUCCUAGCGAUGACCCAAAGGGCAAGGGCAAAGAUGUCGAAAAGAUUCGAGACUUUGAAAAUCUCGAGCAAUCGUUGCGCAGAUUUGUUUUGGAAAAGCGAGCCCGAUCCAAGUUGGCACCGGCCAAGACCUAUUUGCUCAACAUCCUGAACGACGUCCACGUUUUGGCCAACGUCAACUCAGAGGUCGCCAACUCCGAGCUUGAUCGGGUCACCAAGGAGCUCAAGGAGAUUGAGCCUCAGCUCGAGUCGAGCAGAAAGGCAACGGCGCAGGUUGGCGAUGAAAUUGACAAGAUUACCGAGGAGACGUGCAAGGAGAUCUACGACUACACGCGGACGACUCUUAGUGCGGCUAUUGAUCACGCCGGAGACAACAACCACGGCGUUCCUUACCGGGGCAUAUUCAACGCGUUCGAGUAUGCUGAUGAGCUGAAGGAAGCCAUGAUGUCGUACAUUCACGAGUCGGUUAUCGCUUGCGAGGAGCACGCAAAGUCGAAGACCGUUGGUGGCGUCAACGCUAUUAAGCAGCUCGGCAUCUUGCAUCUUGGCGACGACUACCAGAACCUGGUGUUCCGGCCUGAUGUCAUGUUCAAGAGAAAGCGCGACUCCAUGGCUCGCAACGUGGACGUCCCCACCGAAUUCUGGGACUUUGUCGACUGGAACACCAUCGUUCAAAAGCAGGAGAAGGUUGCGGGCACGGGUAUGGCGCUUACUCUCGCGGGAGCUCUUGUUCCGCGCAUGAUGGGCACCAGCGGCUGGCUCGACCAUGCGUUGAGCGCGGCGAAGAUUAUGGGCAACGACAACUUGCGUCGUCUCAUUGUCCCUGGUAUCGUCGCAGCCGCCUUCGCAGCCGCAGCGUACAUUGUCAACCAGAUCCCUAACUCGCUUCCCCACCGUCUGUCGACCAAGAUCGCGGCUCAGCUGGAGUCUGUCGACUAUGUGCAUGCCAACUCGACGCGCAUUUCCAGCUCAGUCCGCAAGGUCCUCCGCUACCCAGCUGACAAUCUCCGUGUUGGCUUGGAGCAGUCAGUCAAGGACCUGGGCAAGCGACGCGAGGAGACGCUCAAGGUGCGUCAGGAGAGCGAAGUCGCGCUCAAGUAUUUUGGCAACCUCGUCCGCAACAGCGCGCAGCAGAGGACGGUGGUCGAAGGCGUCGACUUGGACGCACCGCCCCCGGGAGCCGUCGCCGCCGGCCUUCAUUGA
This is a messenger RNA of Colletotrichum spaethianum, 2730 nucleotides long. Its product is annotated as transmembrane protein 184. Gene Ontology annotation, cellular component: mitochondrial outer membrane. The record is from RefSeq and is a predicted model, not a curated record. Gene Ontology annotation, molecular function: GTP binding; GTPase activity. The transcript has 2 exons. Gene Ontology annotation, biological process: mitochondrial fusion. Bases 1 to 2730 code for a protein of 909 amino acids. Lineage: Eukaryota; Fungi; Ascomycota; Sordariomycetes; Glomerellales; Glomerellaceae.